Molecule: messenger RNA, 7243 nt
Organism: Rattus norvegicus (Norway rat)
Lineage: Eukaryota; Metazoa; Chordata; Mammalia; Rodentia; Muridae
Source: RefSeq, a predicted model, not a curated record
UCUUUCCUGUGAGCUGCUUUUGUCAGGGUAUUUUAUCCCAGCAACAGAAAAAAUAACAACAGGCUGUGCUAGCAAAAAUGAAAAUAACUAAGCAAAGCCUUAGGCUGUCAGGUCUGGGCGGGCUCCUUCAGUACUGGGAAGGAGCAGGAAGCUAGAGUUGGGGAACUGUGUCUCUAGAUAAGGGCAUGACCUUUGUCUCAUAAUUGCUAAGGAGACUGUAAGUGUGUGUAUGUGGGGGAUGGUGGGAGGGACCAGGGGACCAGUGUAAAAAUAACUAGUCAUAGAGCUGAGCAGCCUGAGGACUGGUAGAUUUCUAGGAGAUUUUAUACAGAAGUGAGAAGAGCUCAUUACUAUGUGGCAUCAAAUGUGUCACUGCUGUCACCUCCUCUAGGUGCCAGAUGAAAGACUUUGCGCCCAGCCUGGUCUAAAGAGUGAGUUCCAGGACAGCCAAGGCCACACAGUGAAAUUCUGUUUCAAAAAACUCAGAAAAACAACAACAACAAACAACAAAACACAAGUAAACAAAACUAAAAACAGACCUACACUGCUGGCUGGGGGUGUGGCUCAGUGGUUGGCUCCUGCUUGGUGUACAGAAGACCUUGAGCUCAUUCCUAGCAGUACACAUAGCCAAAACUCAUUACAUUACAGAUAUUUGUCAAUUGUUCCAUGUAACUUGUAGCCAAGAGGAAAAUAUUUCAUAUAUUUUAUAGUAGCCAUUUCAACAACUACUAUAGUCGGAAGAACAGGGAAUGGGGUGAAGAACGAGGUUCCAGAGACUAACAGACAGGUUGAAGACUGAAGCCCUUUCCCUACCUGGGCUUCACUCGACCAAGGGAGCAUGCUCAAGAAGACCCAGCUUUGUAAGAACAUGGGGUGGCAUGCACUGUGUAAAUAUCAUAUAAAAUGGCAUGCAGAGCCAUUUCCGUCCUCUUUUAGAACCAGGUCAUAGUCCAGGCAUGAUCCUGAGCUCAUCAAUAACUCUCCUUUAAUAGAUGUCUCCACCCUGCGACUAUCCACCUGCUCUGUACAACCCAUUGUAAAAAGUUGUAAGAACCCGUGAACCCCAGCGUCUACUUCCCAGACUCAACUCUGUGCCUGAAGCAGGGGCAUCUAGAGUUCACAUGCAGCAUUAAGCCUGGAAAGUGAACACAGUAAAAAUAAUGUUUUUAAGGAGCCGGAGAGAUGGCUUUGCAGUUGGGUCUACCCUUGCAAAGGAAUCCAUUUUGGCUCAGGGCCUGGAGGCCAGCCUAUUCACAACCACCCAUAACUGCAGCUCCUGGGCAUCCAACACCUUUCCUACAAUAUAUGCACCCACACACAUAGUUGAAAAUAAUAUCUUUGGUUGGUGGAGAGAUGGUUCAGUGAUUAAGAGCACUGGCUGCUCUUCCCGGAAGUCCUGCAUUGAAUUCCCAGCAACUAUAUAGCAACUCACAACUGUAAUGGGACCCGAUGCCCUCUCCUGGUGUGUCUGAAGGCAGCAACAGUGUACUCAUAUAAAUAAAAGAGGAAAUAAAUGAAAAAAAUAAAGUCUUCAAGAAUAAUUUUUAACUGAAUGAUAUUGUCAGAUUGUCAAUAUAAGGGUACACAAUUUUGUAUAUGUUUUUUCUUUAACACACAUGGUGAGCAUCUACCAUAUUCUACAUUGUCUCCAUAAUUCACACUUGGAAUUGGGCACGAUGACACAUGCCCGUAAGCAUCCAAGAGGCGGAGAUGCUGGGUUGGAUUGUUCCCAGUUCUCGGACUCCUAUGAUGGAAUUGGAGUUGGAGUUGGAAUUGGAAAGAGAGGCUCAUAGAUUUUUUGCAAAAAAACAAAGCAACCUUCACUGGAAGGAAACAAUGGUACAAACUCACCUUCAAGAUCGAUAGCCAACAGUGGUAGAAUGGGCUACAUGCAAGAUGCUAAAAUAAGUACUCAAUCAGGAUAAAGGACACUUGCAAGAUUUCAUGGAUGGAUUCAGGACCCUGUGACUCACUGCCAGGCCUUGAGGCCCAGCUCACUGCUUGACACACAGUGAAUGUCAGAGGUCGAUAUACAAGAUUAUUUGUCUCCAACCUACCCUGAAAGACCUGGGCAACAAACUGAAGACAUCAGGCUUGGGGCAAGCCUCUUUACACACUGAGCCAUCUUUCUGGCCUGAGACACAGUUCUUUACAUAUAAUAACAAAAACACUACAAACACCAGCCCUCUGCUUUCCUUUCUCAUUUAGAAAAUGGCAGCCCAGGGAGAAGCCUUUGAGGAGAGAAUUUGUGAGUUUGAUGAUGACUUGGUCUCUGAGUUCUCUACUCUUCUCCGAGUGGAUGCACUUCAAGUCUUAAAGAGACAACAAGAAGAAGACCAUAAAACACGAAUGAAAAUGAAGAAAGGUUUUAAUGCACAGAUGCGCAGUGAAGCCAAACGGCUGAAGACUUUUGUGACCUAUGACACAUUCAGAUCAUGGACCCCACAGGAGAUGGCAGCUGCUGGGUUUUACUACACGGGUGUGAGACAUGGGGUUCAGUGCUUCUGCUGUAGCUUAAUCCUUUUUGCCACCAGACUCAGGAAAGUUCCCAUAGAAGUUCACCGGAAAUUACAACCAGAAUGUGAGUUCCUCUCGGGCAAAGAUGUUGGAAACAUUGGCAAGUACGACAUACGGGUGAAGAGUCCAGAGACGCUGCCGAGAGGUGGCAGAGCAAGGUACCAUGAGGAGGAGGCCAGACUGGAGUCCUUUGAGGACUGGCCGUUUUAUGCCCAUGGGACAUCACCUCGUGUACUCUCAGCUGCUGGCUUUGUCUUCACAGGUAAAAGGGACACUGUGCAGUGUUUCUCCUGUGGCGGAUGCUUGGGAAACUGGGAAGAAGGAGAUGAUCCCUGGAAGGAGCAUGCCAAGUGGUUCCCCAAAUGUGAAUUUCUUCAAAGCAAGAAGUCCGCAGAGGAAAUUGCCAAGUACAUACAAACCUACGAGGGAUUUCUUCAUGUAACGGGAGAACAUUUUGUGAAUUCCUGGGUCAGAAGAGAAUUACCUGUAGUAUCAGCUUACAGCAAUGACAGUGUCUUUGCUAAUGAAGGACUAAGAAUGGACACGUUUAAGGACUGGCCCCACGAAUCACCUAUGGCUGUUGAAGCUCUGGUCAAAGCAGGUCUUUUCUACACAGGCAAAAAGGACAUCGUCCAGUGUUUCUCCUGUGGAGGAUGCAUGGAGAAUUGGAAGGAAGGUGAUGACCCAAUAGAAGAUCACACCAAGUUUUUUCCCAACUGUGUAUUUCUUCAAACCCUGAAGUCCUCUGCAGAAGUGAUUCCAGCCCUUCAGAGCCACUGUGCACGUCCAGAAGCCAUGGAAACCACAAGUGAAAGCAACCAUGAGGAUGGAGUGGCAGUUCAUUCUUCUGUAGCGGACUUGGGUCAGAGUGAAGCCCAGUGGUGUCAAGAGGCCAGGAGUCUGAGUGAGCAGCUGAGAGGCACCUACACCAAAGCCAGUUUCCGACACAUGAACCUGCCCGAGGCGUAUUCCAGCCUCGGCACUGACCACUUGCUCGGCUGCGAGGUGUUCCUCAUUUCAAAGCACGUCAGCCGGCCAGUGCAAGUGGCCCUGACAAUCCCCGAGGUCUUCGCCAAUCUUAGCUCUGUCAUGUGUGUGGAGGGGGAAGCUGGCAGUGGGAAGACCACCUUCCUGAAGAGGAUAGCUUUCCUCUGGGCAUCAGGAUGCUGUCCCCUGUUGAACAGGUUCCAGCUGGUCUUCUACCUCUCCCUUCGUUCCAUCAGAGCAGACCAGGGACUGGCCGACAUCAUCUGUGCCCAGCUCCUAGAGGCAGGAGGAUGCAUCAGUGAAGUGAGCCUGAGCAGCGGCAUCCAGCACUUACAACACCAGGUCCUGUUUCUGUUGGAUGACUACAGUGGGAUGGACUCCCUCCCCCAAGCCCUAGACACACUGAUUACCAAAAACUACUUGUCACGGACCUGCUUACUGAUGGCCGUCCAUACCAACAGGGUCAGGGACAUCCGCCCAUAUCUAGAGACAGUUCUACAGAUCAAAGAGUUUCCCUUUUAUAAUACUGUCUAUAUAUUAAAGAAGAUCUUCUCACAUGACAUAAUUCGUGUGCGAAGAUUUAUAAAUUACUUUGGAUUUCAUGAAUAUUUACAGGGAAUUCACAAAACCCCCCUCUUUGUGGCAGGAGUAUGCGCUGACUGGCUUCAAAAUCCAUCUGACCAGCCCUUUCAGGAUGUGACCAUUUUCAAGUCCUACAUGCAAUACCUGUUCUUAAAGCACAAAGCUACAGCCGGGCCUCUCCAGGCCACCGUGUCCUCCUGUGGGCAUCUGGCCUUGACAGGGCUUUUCUCAUCGAGCUUUGAGUUCAGUAGUGAUGACCUCAUAGAGGCAGGAGUUGAUGAAGACGAAGAGCUCAGCACCUGCUUGAUGAGCAAAUUCACCGCCCAGAGGCUGAGACCAGUCUACCGGUUUUUAAGUCCUCUGUUCCAAGAGUUUCUUGCUGCCAUGAGGCUCUCAGAACUCCUGGGGUCAGAUAGUCAAGAAGACCAAGAUCUGGGACUGUAUUAUUUGAGACAAAUUAACUCACCUCUGAAGGCCAUGAGCAUCUACCACACUUUUUUGAGGUAUGUCUCCAACCACCCUUCAUCAAAGGCAGGGCCAAAAGUUAUAUCUCAUUUGCUUCAGUUGGUGGAUGAGAAAGAGUCCCCGGAGAACACGUCUGAAAAUGAGGAUUACAUGAAGCUCCAUCCAGAAACUUUGCUGUGGAGUCAGUGUCUUAGAGGGCUGUUGCAGCUGUCUCCUGAAUCUUUCUCUUUGUUCAUUUCAGAACGUUUACUGAACAUUGCCCUAAACUUUGCUUAUCAAAGCAACACAGUUGCUGCAUGCUCUCCAGUUAUUUUGCAGUUCCUUCAAGGGAGGACACUGGAUUUGAAAGUACUGAAUUUACAGUACUUUUGGGACCACCCAGAAACCCUGUUACUAUUGAAGAGUAUUCAGGUCUUAUUUAAUGGGAAUAACAGGGUACAGAGAAUUGAUUUUUCUCUCAUGGACAAAUCUUUUGAAAAAAUACAGCCACCAACUAUAGAUCAGGACUAUGCCUUUGCCUUUCAACCUAUGAGUGAAUGCCAGAGAAAUUUAGCUGAAAAGGAAAACAUAAUAAAGAACUAUGAUGAUAUGAAAUAUCAGGAUCCACUAAAUAUUAGUAGUGGCUAUUGGAAACUGUCCCCCAAGCCUUACAAGAUCCCUAGGCUGGAAGUUGGAGUGAACAACAUGGGUCCGGCAGACCAGGCUCUGCUCCAUGUCCUAAUGGAAGUCUUCUCAGCCUCACAGAGUAUUGAGUUCCAUUUAUUCAACAGCAGUGGCUUUCUUGAAAGCAUCCGCCCAGCUCUGGAGCUGAAUAAGACCUCUGUCACCAAGUGUUCCAUGUCCAGGCUGGAGCUCAGCAGAGCAGAACAGGAGCUGCUUCUCACCCUGCCUGCCCUGCAGUCUCUUGAGGUCUCAGGAACAAGCCAGAUUCCAGAUCAGCUCUUCCAUAACUUGGACAAGUUCCUGGGCCUGAAAGAACUGUCUGUGAGACUAGAUGGCACACAGGACAUGCUCUCAGUCCUUCCGGGAGAGUUCCCAAACCUCCAUCACAUGGAGAAGUUAUCCAUCCACACCUCCACGGAGUCUGACCUCUCCAAACUAGUUAAAUUGAUUCAGAACUCUCCAAAUCUGCAUGAUUUCCACCUGAAAUGUGAUUUCCUUUCGAAUUGUGAGUCUCUCAUGGCUGCGCUUGCUUCCUGCAAGAAACUCAGAGAGAUUGAGUUUUCUGGGCGAUGCUUUGAAGCCGUGCCCUUUGUCAACAUUUUGUCAAAUUUUGCUUCUUUGAAGAUAUUGAAUCUUAGAAACCAACAAUUCCCAGAUAAGGAAACAUCAGAAAAGUUUGCCCAGGCUCUGGGUUCUCUCAGGAACCUGGAGGAACUGCACCUUCCCACUGGGGAUGGGAUCCACCAAGUGGCCAAACCGAUUGUCCGGCGGUGUCUGCAGCUUCCCUGUCUCCGAGUUCUCGUCUUUGCAGAGACAUUGGAUGAUGACAGUGUGCUGGAAAUUGCCAAGGGAGCAACCAGUGGAGGCUUCCAAAAUCUGGAGAACUUAGACCUCACACUGAAUCACAAGAUUACUGAGGAAGGCUACAGGAAUUUCUUUCAAGCCCUGGACAACCUGCCAAACCUGCAAAAUCUGGACAUCUCCAGGCAUAUCCCAGAAUGCAUCCAAGUUCAGGCCAGCACCGUCAAGGCUCUGGGUCAGUGUGUGUCCCGACUGCCCAGCCUCACCAGGCUGGGGAUGCUCAGUUGGCUGCUGGAUGAAGAGGACAUGAAAGUGAUUAAUGACGUGAAGGAAAGACACCCUCAGUCCAAACGCCUGACUGUGCACUGGAGGUGGGUGGUGCCGUUCUCUCCUGUCAUUCAGAAGUGAAGGAUGCAGGGGCAGCCUACUGGCAGGUCUAAAACCCUGUUUUCAAAUACAUUUCACUCUAGACAGGCAUGGCGUAAUCCUAGUACUUAGACUGAGCAGGAGGGUCAAGAGUUUGGGUCCAGCCUGGGCUAUGUGACAAUACUUUAGACCCCAAUCAAAACCAAAUCGUUUACUAUUCAUAUACAAAAUAUUCUUGAACUGUAUCAGGCUGGUAACUAUUUGAGGCCUGCACGCCUACACCAAGCUAUGAUGCCUUGGCAGUCCUCGUAUGGUCCCUCUUGUACAAAGACUAGAGCUUCAGGCAAGUUCACACAGAGAACCCUCCAUUAUCCAGAUCAAUAGAAGGGGGCUGUGGAAAGAAACAUUGAUCUAUGUCAAGACUACAUUGUGGAAGGAAUGAUCCACAUAAGUAAGAAACGGCCAGUUUAAGGAUUGAAUCAGUUCCACAUCUGAUGAGACGGGAGUUGACUUCACCACAGGAUGCAGCGAACUCUCUCCGGGAGGUGAUCUUUGGUUUUUGUAAGACUUCUGUGUGUUCACCAGUCUUGGUGUGGCCAUGUUUGUUUACACCGUCUCUUACCUAUUUGAAAACAUGGGCUUAGAGAAAACUGCCUUUGUUCCAGGGGCUUUGGGGAGUUAUUUUUGUUAGGAUAGCUUUAUAAUUUUGUUGGAAACCCAGUCUGUUCAGGGUAUAUGAUUUAAUCUUGUAAGGAUUUCUGGGUAUAUUAACUUGGGUGUGAGAAUUGUCAUUUCAUAACUGUCACCUCUCUAGAAGCAGGGGGACCUGGGAGAAUGGAGCCAAUAAAUGCAGUGGACGAAA